Molecule: messenger RNA, 1210 nt
Organism: Castor canadensis (American beaver)
Lineage: Eukaryota; Metazoa; Chordata; Mammalia; Rodentia; Castoridae
Source: RefSeq, a predicted model, not a curated record
CUUCUUGAACUUCAGAAGGUGGGGGAAGUGGGGGAACCACAUCCUGGUCUCACCCGCCCACUCGCCCUUCCUUGUGUAACCAGCCACCGAAGCCCCUCCCUGCCCCUUGCAUGCAGGCUCCUUGCCCACAACUGUCCCCUCAGAGAGACCCAAGCAUUUCCAUCUGCAGCAUCCUCUGUCCUCAGGGAGGCAUGCAUUUGCUGCCCUAAGUCCCAGGCAGUAGAGGUCCUUGGCAAGCGAUGUGUGAGCCCUGAUUGUCCUAGGAAUCUCUCCAUCCCCAUCUGGGGACCAAAGGCCAGGCCACAAGUAGUUGGUCAGUCCUCCUCCACCCAGACCUCACUGCUGAGGUCCCCCUCACCAACUGGGACACCCUCCGACAUGGCCUGGACGCUGUCGCUCAUCUUUAUCAUGGUCUAUGCAGGAUCCUGUGCUCUCUGGGUGUGCCAGCUCCCUGAGAUUCAUACCCAAGAGGGCACCACUACUCUCCUGCCCUGCUCCUUCAAUGCUAGCCAAGGGACACUAGCCAUUGGCUCUGUCACAUGGUACCGAGAUAAAGUGGCCUUAGGGAAGGAGGUGAGCAAUAUGACCCCAGAAUUCAGGGGCCGCCUGGCCCCCACUUCCUCUUCCCGAUUCCUCUAUGACCACCAGGCUGACCUGCACAUCUGGGACACCCAAUGCCAUGACGCCGGCGUCUAUGUGUGCAGAGUGGAGGUGCUGGGGCUGGGUGUCGGGACAGGGAAUGGGACUCGGCUGCUUGUGAAGAAAGGUGAGGCACUGGGAGGUGGUGCUUCCUUGACUGAAGGCCCUGAUUGUCUCUGUAAUUCAGGAAUUCCCGUUGCCCUGAUUUACCAGCCCCUUCCUCUCCAGGACCUCUUCAGACAAAGACCAUCAUGGUGCUCUUCCUUCGAGCUGGACUCUAUGCCCUCAGCUUCCUCUCUGUGGCCAUGGGUAGCACCCUCUAUUACCAAGGCAAAUGUGAGUAGUAGAGUCAGGGGCAAUGGAAGAGAUGGGAGGGGCAGUAAGAGAGCUGAAGGAGGGAAGGACAGACACCAAGAAGACAAUAGCUUCAGGACUGCGGUACUGAGAGGCUCCUGUCAUCUCUCCCACCAGGCUACUGUCAUACUGGAAUACAAUGUACUCCUUGGAGAGCCUCCUAGAAGAGAUUCUAGACCCCAAUGAUCCUGACUCUCUUUAAGGGACCCCAAUAAAU